CCCUGUGAACAAAGGUGUAAAUAUCGAUUUAAUUGCUUUCCUCUACAUUCCUCUUCAUAUUUUGCAAAUUGUUGUUUACUCAAUGGCUUGCCAGUGCAUAGUUGGAGGACUGAUUGCCUUUCUACUUGUGUUGCUUUUCUUGUACAAUUAUAUUUUCACUCUAGUAAAAGGAUUCAACAAGGCAAGAACUUCUUUAUCUAUGCACUUUCCAAAAUGUACAAACAAAACAGGAAAUGCCAAGGUUGUUGGGAAUGGGAGUACUACAGACGUUAUCAUAGUUGGUGCUGGAGUUGCUGGUUCUGCUCUUGCUUAUACUCUUGGAAAAGACGGACGUCGAGUGCAAGUGGUUGAAAGAGACUUAAACGAGCCCAACAGAAUUGUUGGUGAAGCUUUAAUUCCAGGUGGCUACCUCAAGUUGAUUGAGUUGGGUCUUCAAGAUUGUGCGGAUAAGAUUGAUGCUCAGCGGCUAUUUGGUUUUGUCAUGUACAAGGAUGGAAAGUAUGUAAAGUUGCCUUAUCCUUUGAAAAUUUUUGACUCAGAUGUGAGUGGAAGAAGCUUUCAUAAUGGACGUUUUGUACAAAAGAUGCGGAACAAAGCUGCAUCUCUUCCCAACGUUAGCCUAGAACAGGGGACAGUAACAUCUCUGCUCGAAGAAAAUGGCACUAUCAAAGGAGUACACUACAAAACUAAGAGUGGUCAACAGCUCACAGCAUUUGCUCCUCUCACAAUUGUAUGCGAUGGUUGUUUCUCAAAUUUGCGACGCUCUCUUUUCAACCCUAAGGUUGAUAUCCCCUCUCAUAGUGUUGGUUUUAUAAUGGAGAACUGUGAUCUUCCAUAUGCAAAUUAUGGUCAUUAUAUAGUGGUGAAUCCUUCAGUUGUACUGUUUUAUAGUAUUAGUAGCACUGAAGUUCGUUGCCUGGUAGAUGUACCAAGCCAAAAACUACCUUCCGUUUGCAAUGGUGAAAUGGCCCAUUAUUUGAAAACUGUGGUGGCUCCGCAGAUUCCUCAGGAAUUGUACGCUGCCUUUAUCUCUGCAAUAGAUAAGGGGAAUAACAUAAGAACCAUGCCGAAUAGAGUCAUGGCUGCAGCUCCACACCCAACUCCUGGUGCACUUUUGAUGGGUGAUGCAUUCAAUAUGCGGCAUUCUUUUACUGGUGGGGGAAUGACUGUUGCCCUGUCUGAUGUUGUUGUGCUAAGGGAUCUUCUAAGACCCCUGCAUGAUCUAUCUGAUUCAUCUGCCCUUUGCAAGUAUCUUGAGACCUUUUUUAUCCUCAGGAAGCCAAUGGCAUCCACGAUAAAUAUAUUGGCUCACGUUAUGCACAGGGUGAUUAGCAAUUCCUCGUCUGAUCCGGAAAUUGAUGGAAUGCGCCAAGCAUGCUUAGGCUAUUUAAGCCUUGGAGGCAGAUUUUCAAAUGGACUGAUGGCUCUACUCUCUGGUCUGAAUUCCCGUCCAUUAAGCUUACUGCUUCACUUCCUUGCCAUAUCAAUAUAUGGUGUUGGCCGCUUGUUGCUUCCAUUUCCUUCACCCAAACGCAUGUGGACCGGGGCUAGAUUCAUUUGGGUUGCAUCAGGCAUCCUUUUCCCCCUUAUAAAGUCCGAAGGGGUAAGGCCAAUGUUUUUUCCCCUAACUAUGCCAGCGUAUUACAGAGCUUCUCCUGUCAAGAAUAAAGAAUAAGGAUACAGGAAAAAUGUUUUGUGGUGAGAAAGGGAUACCUGCCGGGAAGUUCACAGGCUAGCAAUGGAAGAAAAUUGCUGCUAAAUAAUAUUAGCUCUUCUUUUCCCUGUCCUGUCCUAUAAUAGUAAAUUUGUACAAACUGAAAUAAAUGUCGACUUGACAUAUCAGACAUAUAUAUAUGUAUGUAACAUGCAAGUUGCCCCCACACAGGAUCGAAAAAUGGGCUUUAAGUUUACAAGAAUGAUCUUGAAUUUGUCGUCAGACAUUUCCCUAGAAUGGGUUGGCUUUGGGGUAUGUUUGGACUUUUGGGCAAAGAUUCCUGAGCUCUGACAAAAACUUAAGCCGAAUAAAGGUUUUGGGCUAGACUUUGCCUAAUGACAAAGUAAACAGAAAUACUUAACCAUUUUGGGACAGUGACGUGAAAAGCAAGACCAUCAACAAUUGGGUCCAAAUUAGUAGCCCUCUCUUUAGAUGCCCAAUAGGAGUCAUGGCUUGGCUUAGACAAACUAGACUAGAAAAAAGACAAAAGAAGAAAAAUUGACAAGAUAGGGGUAGUAAUGAAGGACAUUCGUCUGUCUUUUUAAUUGCCACAAUUUUUUUGUUUUUUUGGUAAGAGAGGCUAUU
Messenger RNA from Durio zibethinus, 2299 nucleotides. RefSeq names its product squalene monooxygenase SE1-like. Gene Ontology annotation, cellular component: membrane; endoplasmic reticulum. Gene Ontology annotation, biological process: sterol biosynthetic process. NCBI's taxonomy places the organism in Eukaryota, Viridiplantae, Streptophyta, Magnoliopsida, Malvales, Malvaceae. Gene Ontology annotation, molecular function: squalene monooxygenase activity; flavin adenine dinucleotide binding. The record is from RefSeq and is a predicted model, not a curated record.